UUGGAUGCCUGCUGGUAUUGACUGGCUGUGUAAAUUGUAAAUAUUGUCAAAAAUUGUGUUAUUUUUUGUUUAAUUUAAAUUGUGGGUGUCGUGUUUUGUACAUGGUGCUUUUCCAAUUUUCGUACGAUGCAUUUUCACCGGUCGGUGGCAAAAUGUUGGGCGAAAACAGGACCGACGUUAGUGUUAGUGUGCGGUCGUUCGUCCGCCAUUGGUUUUCCUCCAGGUGUCGAUGGUCUUGCUAACAAAUACUGAAAAAUUCGUGUAUGGUGAUGUCGUGUUAGAAUCAAGAAAAAUAUGUAAUGUAAUUAACGAGAUGUAGUGUGAUGUGGCCAUGGACGUGGAGGUAAAACAGCGCAAUCGGCGACGAAAGAGGGCCCAGCGUAUGCAGAGGGAGAGUAAGGCUAAUUCUAAGCACCCCGCCGACUCGGGCGAGGAGGAUUCUGAAAGUGCCGUCCUCAGGGAGAAGCCCCAAAGACCUCCUGCUCGUAGGAAAAAAUCCAAGGAACCUAUUGUCGAAGAGGACAUCAUUGAUGGGUUUUCUAUUCUUGCAUUUCGUACUUAUGAUGAUUUAGAGUCUGUGAUAAAACUCGCUAGUAAAGACAUUAAACGUCUUUUGGAAGAUAAAACGCCACGUGUUGAGCACCACCCAAGGCCACAAAUUUCGCACCAUAUCUCGUCUCACCAACAUGUUCAUCUUGAUGCUGGUACCAGUGACGACAGUGGUAGGGCUUCGGAACGACUUACAGGGUCAUCAUUACCCCCCAGAGAUGCUGACAGCUCAAGAGAUCGACUUAGCGAUACGAGUAGUCGGUGUAGUUCUGGUAAAGGAUAUAUCUGUGAUAGCGAGGGAGAUGACGAUAAGGGUUCAGAUGAUAGUUCGGUGAUAUUCGACUCGGCGCCAGCGUCGCGCAAACACGAGUUCCCUGGUGCUCUCCCGCCCAGUUUGCCGCCGACCAAUGGCGCAAGUAAUUCGCCGGUUCCCGCACCCACGCCACCCAACCUACCCACGCCGUCGCCCGCGCCUGCGCAGCAGCCUCCCGUGCCCGUGGCGGCCGCUAUUGUGCCUCCAAUUUCUGCCGCAACCGCGUGCAAAACAGUUACGCCCAUGACGGCUACGCCGGAAACCGCGGCCAUACCCAUGACAGCAACAACUAUGCCGCAAGCGGCUGCAGCUACACCCGUCGCCCACCAUCCACUUUCGGCCGCUCCGCCUCCCGCUUUGGGCCGGACCGAAAGUCCAGCGGUCGCCACGUCCGCCAAUUUGGCCGCCGCUGCUCCCACCCAGCAUACCGCAGCAUCCACAGGAGGUCAUUUCAACCAGUCCACGCCUUAUCAGCCCUUGUACGCACCAUAUGCGACUACGACUUCGGUUAGCUACCCUUCGAGGUCGCCACCUCCCCCGCCCACGAUAACAGAUCGGCCGGCGAUUGUCACGCCCACAACCUCGGUCACACCGACGGCAAUACCAACGACCCUUCAUCAUCCGGCUGUGGCGGUUGUCACCUGUGUCGUGGUCACCGCUGUCGUCUCGAACGUCGCCGUUUCGUCUUCAACGCCCAGUAGCGGUACGUCUUUGACGUCGUCUGUCACCAGUAGUGCCAACCACAGGGAUGUGAUCGUUUGUCGGAGCAGUCCGAAGGUACACAGUCCGGCGAGGGAACGCGAAAGUUACAGCAAUGUAACAAGUUUAAGUAGGAGCAGUGUCGUUACGGCUCCUCUGACGUGUCCGCCUUCUAUAACGACCGCGUCAUCUUCUAGUCUGAUUACCAUGGGUGGUAAACCGCCUUGGUCGGGAAGCGUAACGUCCCAGCUCAGUCCGGUGCCUCCUCGACCCGCUCAUCCUCCGCCACCGGCUCCAGUGCAUUCGUCGUUCCCCCAGCCCAUGUUCGCCGCCCCGUUACCGCCCACUGUAACGAGGGCCAGUCCGUUGACGUCGUCACUGUCGAAUCAACCACCCCCUAAUCCAUUUUCUGCUGAAAGUCUCUUUCAAACAAAUCAAACCGAUAUGCUUCGACGUGAAUUGGACAAUCGGUUUUUGGCGGCCCAGGACCGGACUCUGAACGUGGGACCGCCUCCUUAUUUACGCACAGAGAUGCAUCAACACCAGCAUCAUCACACUCACGUGCAUCAACAUACUACAUCGAUCCUUCCACCUCCCCCAACGGCUUCCACUCUGUUCCCCUCACCAAUUUUCAAAGAUAUACCAAAGUUAGGCGGUAUUGAUUCGCCAUUCUACCGUCAAAACCUGGGAUUGCCAAGUUAUCCCAGUUAUUCUCCGAGUCUUCUACAUCCGGGACUGACCGGGCCUACUCCGUUUAUGCCUCCCAAUCAUGUACAAUCAUUUCAACCGAAGCCCCGCCUUCCGCUUGACCCCACCAAGUCUAAAACCAUGAAAACGGGAAAAUGGAACGCUAUGCACGUCAGAAUAGCGUGGGAAGUAUACCAUCAUCAGCAGAAGGAAGCGAAAGGGGCGGGGGCAGUAAAACCUGACUUACUUCGGACACCCUCUCAUCUGUUUCCUCCAAGUGCUGCGUCCGCCUUGUCUAGACCUCACGAUUUGGCGUUCCCGCCAACCCUCGCGGGUCACAGACCUUCACCUUACGACCAACAUCAUCCAGGAUCCAUCUUCGGAUCGGCAGCUUCUCAUUUAGGUAGGAGUGCAAUAUCGCCCUUCGCUCGUUAUGGUUCGGCAGCAGGAUUCAAUUCGGGAAGUUCAGCAUUCCUAGUUUCGUCAAGGGAGCUCUCCAUGGGACCCUUACACGACCCGUGGCGAGGUUUACAGCGCACAGUUCCGACAUUUCACCACCCCAGUGUGAACGCCUUGCCUCCAACAGUGUCAGGUCUUGCACCACCUGCACCGUGGACUUUAAAACCUGACCCUGUUCUUGAACAGCAACGUGAACGGGAAGAAAGAGAACGAGCUGAACGGGAGAGACUUAGACGAGAACGGGAAGAACGGGAACGCAGGGAACGGGAGGAGAAACAAAGAAAGUUAGAACAACAGCAACAAGAACAGCGUGAACGGGAACGUCGUGAGAAAGAGCGCCGCGAGAUGGAACGUCGAGAGUUAGAGCGCCAACAGGAACGUGAAAGAAUGCUCCACCAGCAGAGAUUGGUGGAAAGUAGUAAACAACUGAUGUCGUCUUCUGUGAUGCGUGACCGUUCUCCCUUACGUAACGGCACUCUCGAUCAUCACGGCGAUAUACGUGUGAAGGAGGAGCCACGUAUAAAAGAGGAGGACCGGUACAAUCCGUAUGCCCGACCCUCGCACAAUCCCAUGACGUCCACCCAUUUACCUUCUGUAAUGGAUAGAUCGCGGGUUCUACCGCCUACCAUUCCACCGCCUUACGCACCAGGUCCGCCCACAACAGCUCAUUGGCCUCCCCACUCCGCCGACCCUUACUAUCGCGCUUAUGAACCGCUCCGUUACAAUCCGUUAAUGGACGCGGCGAUACGAGCAGAGGAGGAGCGAGCGAAACUGUUUGGUAUGUAUCCGCCUCCCGCGCCGCCCGCUAAUCUUCGACCAAAAGAUCCGGGUGGUUUGAUGCAUCUGAGAGCGAUGCCCGGUCCUGGACCGCCGUUAACCGUGACUGCCGCGCACAAAAUGUGCAACACCGCGCCCCCUCCCAACGAUAUACACAAGAAGGAGGAGCCGCGAUAGCGACGGCUUACGCACGCGCACGUAGCUACGAACGCUGUACAUGAUCUCAUUUCGUGUGACGUAAAGAGGUAGUGAUAGAAGGAAAAGGGCGGAGAAAGAGUGAAAGCAAGAAAGAUAUAGAGAAAGGGACCUGAUAAAAGGCGGGUUUGUAUCCAUGUUAAUUCAAUGUACGUAUGUCACAGUAAGUAACGAAGAAGAAGAUUUUUGACCAGUAAUUUUGUAUUGGCAAAUUAAAAUAUGUCAUAUUAGUUUGACGCAGUUUUCUAAAAGAAAAAUUUAAUUUUACAGCUGUCUCAAAGCUAACGUUAUUAUUUAUUUAUUUAACAUCGUUUGGUGUCAUCUUAACUGAUUUGUGAGCUUUGAGUUACAGAAGUAAAAUAAUUAUGUAUAUUUUUAAUUGCGUAAUAGUGAAGGUGAGUCAUAAAAGAUGCCGUAGUUUCUUAAAAGCCAAUUUAAAAGUUUUUGCCUCAAUAAAUUCGAGCUAAUUAAAGAUGAAAUGUAAAACUAUUAAAUUAACUUUUUGAUUAUUAUUUUUUAAAUAACUACAAUUUUAUAUCCAAACUUACUCUAGAAAAAAAAAUAGUUUAAUAUCCGAAACAUUUUUAACGUUUUCCUUUUGAAUACCCAGUACAACUUUGGUUAUCUUUUUAGUUGUAGGCUUUUAUUCGUUGUCACUAUAGCUAAAGGAUAUUUUAUAGUCAUGGGCACUGCGGUGUUUUUUGUGAUUCGCCCAGUGUAUACAUUUGUUAUUAUUAUUUUCACUCAAAACUAAUAAGUAGUGAUGUUUUUUUUUAUUUACAACAAUUUAAACGAUACACAGUACAUAAAAAAAAGAAUCUUUAAAUUGAAUACACGAUAUCAAAAAUGGAAAUUAAAUUACGUGGCAGAUAAUAGGGGUUUAACUUGAAAGGAUAAUAAGUGAAUUUGUCGAAAUUUUUGAGCAUAUCAUUCCUUCGUGAAAUGAUUAGGUACAUAAGCUAAGAGAUGAUAAGGCUUUAGCCUUUUAAUAAAAGUAUUAUUUUUCAUAAUAAUUAAUAGAACGUGAAAAGGCAGAAUAUCGUGUAGAAAAGAAAACGUGAAACGUGGAAAGUUGAUUAAAAAAGGAAAGGAGAAUGGGCUGGAUUAUUUAUUGGACAACCAACGUAAAUUAUGUAAAUUAUGCACUAGGUAUUUAAUCAGAAGAUUAAAUUUUAAAUAAUUAAAAAUUAUUAGAUUUUAGUAUUAAAUCCGUCAUGAUUUAAUGAAUGAAUGUGAUGAUUUCUUCUUGGAUGUUCCUUGGCAUAUAGUCUAGUAAAAUUUUACUUAAUUUAGAUGGUAUUAAAAUUCUUGCACUGUCUUGUUUAAUGUUGAGUUCAAUGGUACAUGUAAAAAUUUCAAAAAUAUUUGAUUGUCUUUCCAUAGUACUCACCGUCAGUGUGAAUGUUAAAAAAAUAUUUUUUAGUACUUAACCAAUAGUGCAGGUAAUAUAAUUGAUUAUCUACAUAAGAUAGAAUAUUAUGGAAAAAAAAUAUUAUUACCCACAAGUGUAUAAUUUAAUUUAUUACAGUUGGUAAGUGAAUUAAAUAUGCCCAUUUUCCUUUGAACAAUGGGACCUAAUUAAGCAAAAUAUUUUUCUUCGUUGGUAGAGAAAAAAAAAAGUAAAAUACUUUGAAAAUUAGACUGCGCUUGAAACAUACUUGCGAAAAUAUAUAAUUUGUAAAUAAACUAGCUACACAUAUUGUGGGGGCUUUUUCUACAUAAACAGACAGGAAAUAUUCCCCAAAAAAAUGGUCCUCUAGCCAUGUGAUCUUAGCGACUCUCCCGCCGGACUAUGAUAAAAGCGAUUUAAAAAAGUAAAUAAUGUAUAUUUAUUGCUUUAUUUAUAGUAUAUGUAUAUGUUAGCUAUUUAUUAUUUAAAGACUGACCGUUGGGAUCGAACAUUGUAAAUAACUUAAAAAA
Molecule: messenger RNA, 5599 nt
Organism: Agrilus planipennis (emerald ash borer)
Lineage: Eukaryota; Metazoa; Arthropoda; Insecta; Coleoptera; Buprestidae
Product: autism susceptibility gene 2 protein
Exons: 14
Coding region: 332-3661 (1109 amino acids)
Source: RefSeq, a predicted model, not a curated record